CUGCAUUGCAUUUUCUUUUGAUAUAAAACAGUUCAUGUCUAUACGCUUCUUUGUGUGUUUAAUAUAUAUCUAUUUCUGUUAUCUUUUGGCUUUACCCGAGUAUAGUGUGCCUUCCCUUUUUUUUAUGAGGAACAAUAAAAUGAUCUACUUGACAACACCAUGGCUGUACUUGAAUUCAAUUCUAGACAAUCUAAAUCUACAGUUGCAAUUCAAUUAUGAUCCAAUCGUUAUUGAUAUCUUUUCUUCACUCCAACGACAUCUAUUGUGAGAAUAAUUUUAUAAGCUAACAGUACUUCUUGAUGCUGAAUUAUGAUAAUAUUUUAUAAAACAUGUCUCCUUAUUUAUUAUUAUUUUUUCUUCUUGUACUAUAUAAGAUGCGGCCCUUUGAGGGAAACCAUAAAAAGAAGUAUCAAGCUUAUCCUUGAAGUGUUUAGUGUGCUAGAAACUGAUUUUAGAUCAAAAAGACUAGUUGUUCAAUACCUCAUUACUAUACAUGGAAUUUUAAAAAUUUAUGUUUUUUUGGGAGUGGGAGACAGUUUGAAAAGAACCUUAGUUUCUUAAACCUUCCUUAAUAGAAAAGAAAUAAAUAAAAGUUCUGUUUAGUGAGCUCUUUCAAAUUCAAGGGUUUAGU
Molecule: messenger RNA, 631 nt
Organism: Gilbertella persicaria
Lineage: Eukaryota; Fungi; Mucoromycota; Mucoromycetes; Mucorales; Choanephoraceae
Exons: 1
Coding region: 310-561 (83 amino acids)
Source: RefSeq, a predicted model, not a curated record